This is a messenger RNA of Staurois parvus, 364 nucleotides long. NCBI's taxonomy places the organism in Eukaryota, Metazoa, Chordata, Amphibia, Anura, Ranidae. The record is from the annotation of a GenBank genome assembly.
GUUCCUCACUUGUUUCCUCCUCCUCCAUCGUCUCCUUCUGCAGUUCCACCAGGUCCUCAGUGGUUAGCUCACGGUUGUGUCCCUCCUCCCCAAGCUCGCAGACAUCCUCCUCAGUCACCUCCAGCCCCAUUGGUCCUCCCCAAGGAAACAAUCUCCUCUAACACUGUUGACUCUGGUGCAGGUGCAGAAGCAUCAGAAUCCGUGUCACAACACAAUCUGGCCACAGGUUGCUCCAAGCAGAAUUUAGGAUUCUAUGGCUGACCCCGGCCCAGGCAAUGGUGCUAAUCUGCAGACAGCUCACGAAGUUAAAAUUAUCUCUCCAAAAUUCAUGGAGUGUGAGGCUUGAUCGAUCUGUCAUCUCAAA